AUGGUUCAGCACCAACUGGAUCAGAUGAUCAGAGACACAACAGAGCAAAGCUACCGGUGCAGGAUGACAGAAGUGACAGCAGCUGCAAGCAAAGGUACUACGAUGGUGGUCGUCGAGAAGUGCAGUGAGGAUCCCAGACAAGACUUUGUAGAUUCGGUGGCUACCAUGAUCACUGCAAACAAGCUUCAGAAUCCAAACAACCUCCGUGCACUUCUCGACUACUACAUGUCAGUCAACCCCCAAGAACUUCAUGUCAUGAUUCUGGAUGCUUUCUAUCAGGUCUGUACUGAUAUGUUCUCGUCUUCUAAAUGCUACUCUUAUUCUGCAGACUUUUGA
Molecule: messenger RNA, 336 nt
Organism: Linum tenue
Lineage: Eukaryota; Viridiplantae; Streptophyta; Magnoliopsida; Malpighiales; Linaceae
Source: the annotation of a GenBank genome assembly